This is a messenger RNA of Lodderomyces margitis, 2190 nucleotides long. RefSeq names its product lanosterol synthase (gene ERG7). Gene Ontology annotation, molecular function: lanosterol synthase activity. Bases 1 to 2190 code for a protein of 729 amino acids. Lineage: Eukaryota; Fungi; Ascomycota; Pichiomycetes; Serinales; Debaryomycetaceae. Gene Ontology annotation, biological process: ergosterol biosynthetic process; triterpenoid biosynthetic process. Gene Ontology annotation, cellular component: lipid droplet. The record is from RefSeq and is a predicted model, not a curated record. The transcript has a single exon.
AUGUAUUAUUCAGAGGAGCUAAACUUGCCAAAGACAGACUCGUCUAGAUGGAGAUUAAGAACAGAUCCUAUAGGCAGAGAAACAUGGCAUUACCUAGUACCAGAGGAGAAAGAGAAAGAACCACAGUCAACAUAUGUGCAAUGGCUUUUAAAAUCUCCCGAUUUUAUACCCCCGCCAGAAACGACAAUCGAAACACCCACGGAAGCAUUGAAAAAGGGUGCUGACUUUCUUCAACUUUUACAAUUGGAAAACGGAAUAUUUCCCUGCCAAUACAAGGGACCUAUGUUUAUGACAAUCGGAUAUGUUGCAGCAAAUUAUUUUUGCAAGAACCCAAUCCCCGAACCAUACAAAUUGGAGAUGAUAAGGUACAUUGUCAACACCGCAAACCCGGUGGAUGGUGGAUGGGGUUUACAUUCAGUUGAUAAGUCUACCUGUUUUGGAACAACAAUGAACUAUUUGUGUCUUCGGUUGUUGGGAUUAGCCCCAGAUCAUCCAGUCAUGGUUAAAGCUAGAAAAACAUUGCACCGCUUGGGUGGGGCGAUCAGAAACCCACACUGGGGUAAAGCAUGGUUGGCAGUAUUGAAUUUAUACGAUUGGGAAGGAGUCAACCCAGCCCCACCCGAGCUAUGGACCUUACCUUAUAGUAUACCAAUUCAUCCUGGAAGGUGGUGGGUACACACAAGAGCGAUAUAUUUACCUUUAGGUUAUUUACUGGCUAAUAAGGUGACAUGUAAGCUAGACCCAACAUUGGAGGAAAUAAGGAAUGAAAUUUAUUUGCCCAAUCAGUUGCCGUAUGAAUCAAUUGAUUUUGGAGCAAACAGAAACAAUGUUUGUGGUGUGGAUUUGUACUACCCCCACACUAAAGUCCUCGAUUGUGCCAAUUUUGUCUUGAGCAAAUGGGAAAAAAUCCGGCCCAGGUGGUUGUUGAAUUGGGUCAAUGCAAAAGUCUAUGAUUUGAUAGAGAAGGAGUAUCAAAAUACUGAUUAUUUGUGUAUUGCACCUGUCAGUUUCGCCAUGAACAUGGUGGUUACUUACCACCGAGAGGGCCCCAAGUCCAAAAACUUACUUGGAUUGCAACGUAGGAUGAAUGAUGUGUUAUUCCAUGGCCCUCAAGGUAUGACCGUGAUGGGAACAAACGGGGUUCAAGUUUGGGAUGCUGCAUUUAUGGUUCAGUACUUCUUCAUGUCUGGAUUGGUGGAUGACGAAAGGUACCACGACAUGAUUAGAAAGUCUUACCUUUUCUUGGUUAGAUCUCAAUUUACCGAAAAUUGCCUUAGUGGCAGCUUUAGAGACAGAAGAAAAGGAGCUUGGCCCUUCAGUACUAAAGACCAAGGGUACACGGUGAGCGACUGUACUGCAGAGGCGAUGAAGGCGAUAAUAAUGGUGAGAAACGAUGAAAGAUUUAAGGACAUCAAAGAUGUGAUUAAAGACGAUAACCUUUAUGAUGCCGUUGAAGUUUUGUUGCAAAUACAAAAUGUCGGUGAUUGGGAAUAUGGCCUGUUUUCUACUUAUGAGGGAAUCAAGUCGACAGUUUUGUUGGAGAAAUUGAAUCCAGCUGAAGUUUUCAACAACAUCAUGGUAGAAUACCCGUAUGUCGAAUGCACAGACUCUUCAGUCUUGGGUCUUACAUAUUUUCACAAAUAUUAUCCCGACUAUAAGCCGGAGGUGAUUCAGAAGACCAUCGAUAGUGCGAUGCAAUAUAUUGAAGGGGCACAAAGCAAAAUAGAUGGAUCGUGGUAUGGCUGCUGGGGAAUCUGUUAUACCUAUGCGUCGAUGUUUGCACUUGAAGCUUUCAAUAGCGUAGGGUUAAAUUAUGCAAACUCAGACCCAGUAAGAAAGGGGUGCGAUUUUCUUAUAUCCAAACAAUUGGCAGAUGGUGGGUGGUCAGAAUCAAUGAAAUCGUGUGAAACACAUACUUAUGUCAAUGGCGAAAAAUCACUUGUGGUUCAAACUGCAUGGGCAUUGAUAGGAUUGAUUUUGGCCGAGUACCCCGACGACGAACCUAUACGCAAGGGUAUUGAGUUGCUUAUGGACCGCCAAUUGCCUACCGGUGAGUGGAAGUUUGAAGAUGUUGAAGGUGUGUUUAACCAUAGCUGUGCUAUCGAGUACCCUUCAUAUAGAUUCCUAUUCCCAAUCAAGGCCCUAGGGUUGUAUGCGAAAAGAAAGAAUGGCAGCAAAGAGGAAAAGUAA